GGACACCCUUUGGGGAUAGUUUCCUCGGCCCCUCUCAGGGGCCCAGGCAUUCGGGGACCAGGCUGGUCAUGGCGCGGUCGGGGGAUCCUGUGCGGAGGCUCUUAGCCAUCUACACCGGAGGCACCAUCGGCAUGCGGAACCAGGACGGCAUUCUAGUUCCUGGAAGCAAUUUGUUCACUGCUCUGAAAAAGCUACCCAUGUUUAAUGAUGAGGAAUACUCUCGAGAACACCAGCUACCAGAAGAUACUCUGGCCCUUCCCCUCACCGACCAUAACCAGCGGAUUAUAUAUACCAUCCUGGAAUAUGACCCACUUUUUGACUCCAGUGACAUGACAAUUAACGAGUGGAUUAGAAUUGCAAAGGACAUUGAGAGGAAUUAUGAGCAGUAUUUUGGCUUUGUAAUCAUCCACGGCACAGACACCAUGGCCUUUGCUUCCUCCAUGCUCUCUUUUAUUUUAGGGAAUCUUCAGAAAACUGUCAUCCUCACGGGUGCUCAGGUCCCCAUUCAUACUCUUUGGAAUGAUGGCCGGGAGAACCUGCUCGGUAGCCUGCUCAUGGCUGGACAGUAUGUGAUUCCAGAGGUCUGCCUCUUCUUUCAAAACCAGCUCUACCGGGGGAACCGGGUAACAAAGGUGGAUUCUCAACGGUUUGCAGCCUUCUGCUCACCCAACCUGCCUCCACUUGCCAAUGUUGGUGCUGAUAUCACAGUCAACCAUGACAUCAUAUUGAAGGCCAGUAUGAACAAACAACUCGUGGUACACAGCAACAUGGAGAGAAAUGUUGGCGUCCUUCGGCUCUAUCCUGGAAUUACUUCCGCCAUGGUGAAGGCCUUCCUACAGGCCCCCAUGAAGGGGGUGGUGAUGGAGACUUUUGGCACAGGCAACGGACCCACCAAUCCUGAUCUGCUUUGGGAGUUGAAGAAAGCCACAGAGAGGGGAAUAGUCAUUGUCAAUUGUACCCACUGCUUACAGGGUUCUGUGACUUCAAACUACGCAGCUGGCAUGGCUCUAUCAGGUAUUGGUAUCGUCCCUGGGUCCGAUAUGACAUCUGAGGCAGCACUGGCCAAACUCUCCUAUGUGCUGGGCAGGGAUGAUCUCGACCUGCAGUACAAGAGCAAGCUACUGACCAAGAACUUGAGGGGAGAGAUGACUCCCCUCUCUGAAGAUUUCCAGAUAUCACUUCGGGAUAGCAAAUUUGUCCAGCUUAUUGCCAACCUCCUCUACCUGAACUGCAGCCACGACCUUGAUGCUGUAAGGGACUCUCUGACUCCUACCUUGGCCUGUGCUGCAGCCCGAAUGGGGGACAUGGAGACCCUGGAAGCCAUCUUCGAACUGGGUGGAGAUCUGAGUGAGAGUGACUUUGAUGGCCGUACUCCCCUGCACAUGGCUGCCCGAGGUGGGCAUGUGGGUACUGUCCAGUACCUUCUGAGGAAUGGGGCAAAGGUGAACAGCUGCGAUGGUGACAGGAACAGCCCGCUGUUGAUAGCAGUGAAGGGCAGGCACAGAGAUGUCAUCCAGCUCCUCAAGGAUGCAGGUGCUCAUCUAUCUCCUCAAGAGCUUCAGGGUGCAGGGACUGAGCUCUGCAGAUGAGGAAACUAAGGCCCCUAAAGUGAAAUGGCGGAUAACAAAGACAGUAUUGGAACUCUGGUCCUCUGACUUCAUAUCCAAGAGUCUUUCUCAUGGACCAGAAAAGAUGAUAUAACUAAGAUUAGAUCUUGCCUCCCAUCCAAGCUCACCCUCACCAUUUCUUUUUAAACUUGUAGGAUCGCAGAAGUUCAAAAAGAGCAGGGAUUGUUGGGAUAUCACACAACAAAGUUAGAAUCAAAAAGCAAAAAGAAUUCUUCUUAUCAGAUAGCUCACUUGAUCAUUGAUUCUCAGACCUAUUGGGACCUUAGAUUCCAUCUGCUUAAUCCUCUUCAUUUACAGUUGAGAGAAUUAAAAACCAGAAAUGGGAAUGACAAUGCCCAAAGUACACAGGUAGGAAGUAGCAAGCUGUGUGAAUUAUCUCGGGUACCCAGAUUCAAAAUCCAAUCCUUUUCCCAGUGGAUAAAAAGAGUCCAACUCUUAGGAAAAUAAACUUCCCCUCCUUUUGUUGCCCCCUGCUUUCAGAGUAGAGAAGGCAGCAACUUCAGAGAGAAAAUGGGGGGUGGGAGGAUGCUUUCCUGCAAUAGACAUGCCCAGCACCUCCCCCCUCUGAUUUUCAUGCAACCUCACCCACCUGUUGUCUCACCUCCUGCCCAAGGCACUCCCAGAAUGACAUUCUUCACUGAGGAGAAGAUGGUCCUGGACUGGGGCUUAGAUAGUCCCUGUAAAACCUGUCUAACUGGAGAGAGAAUUAGGGUGAGGGAAAGAUGAGACAGAAAAGGGCAAGAUAAAGGAGAGAAUGAUGAGGCAUGUGUGAGCAGGAUGAAACAGAAGAGAAAAAGGAGAGGAAGAGCAAGGGGGCUGAAGGAGAAAGAUGAGAGAAAAGAGGGGCAAAAUAAUGUGAGAUGAGAGAGAGAGGAGAGGGAAUAGGAAUGAAAAAGAUAAUAGAGGGAGAAAGAUGACUGAAGAGAACAAUGAAUUGGAGAGAGAAAGAGAAAGAUAACAGAAGAAAGAAAAAGAAGAGGGAGAGAAUUUAGAAAACAUCUCAAAGGGUCUUGGACAUAGAGGAAACCCUGAGAGGUGAUGAAUGGUAUGUUUAGGAAAUAACUGGAUACCAGCAGAAUUCCUGUGGCGUCCAAAGAAGCAGUCAGUUCUGGGAAAAAAGCACCAAUGAAGCUGAUCUUGGAUGGUCCUCUUUUUCACUGUGCUGUUCCCAUAGAGCAGGCUUUUAACAUUCAUCCUUUCUGUGUCCCCUCUCGAUAAGAUGAUCUUUCAGAAUUCAAAGGGGUCUUAUAAAUUAAUUAUGCUUUAAGUUAAUAAUGCUAAGUAUGUUUUUAGGGUGAUGAUAAACCUUUAGAUGUAAGACAGCCCCUUUCUUCUGCCUUUUCCUGGCAUCUGCAUUAAUGCGAACAAACCUUCCAAAUUCUUUUGGACAUAUUUCUCCCAAAACCUGUCCCUCACAUCCUACUCUCCUGCUACUGCCCCAUCGAGGACCUUCUACUCCCAGGGUCAGGGAGGUAAUUGGUGGGUAGUGCUGGAUUCCAUUCCAUUCCCUCAAGAAACUAAGGGUCUGGGAGUGAUGAGCAGCUCAAUCAGUUGGCCUAUCAGUGAAGGGUGACUGGCUUCCUCCUUGCUCCCUCCUUCAUCUUAAUUUGGCCUCAAGAGUCAUAGUAUCUCUGGGGUGGAAGAAAUCUCAUAGAUUUAGGUCUGGAAGAAACCUCAGAGAAUAUCCAGUUCAUUCUUUAAAAGAAACAGGAAAUCUUUCUCCCACAUCUCCUCCAAAAAGUGAUCUAUUCCAUGUUUGAAGACAUCCAGCGCCAGAAAUUCAUCCUCUAUCAAGUUAGACAUUUUGAAACACUUCUGAUUAGUUUUGCAUAGAGAGUCAAAAUCUGCCUUGGCAAUUUCUACCCAUUACUCUUCCUUUUACCCUAUGUCAAGCGUUCAGGAAGCUCUAGUUCCUCUAGUGGGAAGACUUGCUAAGCUCUUUUCAGGGCUGCUUAUUCAUCUUUGGUAGCCACCUGUCAUCCAGCUCUCACCUGUGAGCCUCACCUGUGGCUCCAAGAAGCUCUCCUUUGUGCAGAGGUCACACCCUGGUAAAAACCUGUCUCACCAGACAGGGGAAAACAUAUUGAAGGUAACUGACCUCAAAUCUGUCAGUGGAUUAGGGAGGGGAUUGUCUACUCCAAAGAUGUGAAGAUUCUUUCUGGUGGAAUGUGUGGAUUCAUUCCAGUGGCCUUGAAGGCAAGUGAAGCUGGUACAGUGGUGCCCUUUGGUCCAACAUCAAAGACUCCAUUGUCAUCCUUUGCUUCCUGAUCUGCUAACAGUCAUCCUGAUUUCUGUCUUGCCAUCAGACUCUGAUGACUGUGGAAGAGAAAAUGAGGCUGAUGACUUUGCCUUAAAUCCAACUCAUGUGCUAAUUAUCACCCAUGAUGUCACUGACAUUUUUGAAAAUGAAGGACAAAAAGCUAUCUUCAAGAAGGAUAAAUCUCAACUCUACAAAUACUUGAAGAUAGCAAUCAUCUUCUCUCCUGAGUCUUCUGUUUUUCAAACUAAAACAUCUCUGUCCCUUCUAUCACUCCCCCAAUGCGAGGUCUCUAGGUCUUUUCUCAUUCUGUUUGUUCUUGUUCUUGCUUGUUAGUGUGGCUCUUAAAAAUAUGGUACCCAGAACUGAAUUUAGUAUGUCAGCUGUGGUUGAUCAAGGAAGAAGGGAACAAGACUCUCAUUUCUUAUGUUAUAGAGAUGAUAAUUGAGUUGGGGAUGAAACUUGCUCAGUCACACAGCAAAUGAGUACCCUUAUCAAGACCUGAGUCUCCUUAUACUAUCUCAAGGCUUUUCUGCCAUACCAGCAUUUAAAGAACACUUUAAGUUUUGCAAAGCACAUUUCAAAUAUUUUCUUAUUUUGUUCUUAUAGCUUAUAGGAGUCCUGGCAGGUAGGUGCUAUUAUUUAUUCCCAUUUUAUAAAUGAAAAAACUGA
Messenger RNA from Sarcophilus harrisii (Tasmanian devil), 4557 nucleotides. It is a transcript of the gene ASPG, whose product is annotated as asparaginase. Gene Ontology annotation, biological process: amino acid metabolic process. The record is from RefSeq and is a predicted model, not a curated record. The transcript has 14 exons. Bases 69 to 1589 code for a protein of 506 amino acids. NCBI's taxonomy places the organism in Eukaryota, Metazoa, Chordata, Mammalia, Dasyuromorphia, Dasyuridae. Gene Ontology annotation, molecular function: asparaginase activity; protein binding.